CGCCCUCCGCCAGUACUCCCUCCCUGGCGUCGGCGGUCGGCCGCUGGCAUAUCCACCUCCCCUCACCCACGUCUCGUCCCCUCACCCCUGCUGCGUGAUAUAUCUCCCCUCAGCUGUGCCUCAGCCUAUGACAGUCCAUAAUAAGAGUGUAUGAGAGCGGAAAGCCUCGUGUAGUGAAGUGAGAAGGUCGGGUGAGUGCUCGCAGGAGGCGCAGACGCGGCAAGAGGUGUCCAGGGCGGGAACCCUGCUGCUGCUGCAGGGGCUGGCGGCGGCCUCCUGCCCUACACACACACACCUCGCCCUCAGGAGCACUGAUGACCACCUCCUCCCCAGCUGGAGUGGUGAGCCGGCACCAGAUAGGCCGCCACCACGUGCACUCCACACCUGGCACCCACACCUUGAGGAUGAAAUGAUACGGUGGUCGGGAGGAGAAUGGCCUGCUACCAGAAUGGCGGCACGUUAUCCCUGCAUCUGUCUGCCGCCCGCCUCUCACCGCCCCUGAUGUGUGGGUCCCGCGUCUCCUCCUCCUCCUCCCCGCGUGGUGCGCUCCCAUCCACGCUUACACCCCAUGAGCCAACCCCCCACGCUCCCCACCACUCGCACUCAUCCCAUGACCCAUCCUGGUACUCAUCCAACGAUCAGUUAAGGCAUUCACCUCACGAUCCACCGCGGCACUCACCCCACGAUCCACCUCGGCACUCACCCCAUGAUCCACCGCGGCACUCACCCCAUGAUCCACCCCGGCACUCACCCCACGAUCCACCUCGGCACUCACCCCAUGAUCCACCCCGACACUCAUCCCAUGAUCCACCGCGGCACUCACCCCAUGAUCCACCCCGGCACUCACCCCAUGAUCCACCCCGACACUCACCCCAUGAUCCACCCCGGCACUCACACCACGACCCACACCGGCACUCACACAACGACCCAACCCGGCACUCACACCAUGACCCACCACGGCACUCACCCCACGACCCAUCUCGUAACUCACCCAGACACUCACCCCACGACCCACCCAGACACUCACACUAUGACCCACCCCGACACUCACCCCACGACCCACCCCGACACUCACCCCACGACCCACCCCGACACUCACCUCACGACCCACCCCGGCACUCACACCAUGACCCACCGUGUAACUCACCCCACGACCCACCUCGCCACUCGCCCCGACACUCACCCCACGACCCACCCAGGCACUCACCCCACGACCCACCACGGCACUUAUUCUAUGACCCACUUCGCGACCCACCCAGGCACUCACCCAGACUGUCACCCGUCGAUCAGCCAAAGUUCACACUCUAUGAUCCACCUCGACGCUCAUCCAAAGACCCACCUCCCCUGUCACCCGUCGACCCAUCUAGGGUCUCACCCUACGAAACCCCUUCCUGCCUCUCACCCGUGGAGGUGGCGCCGCGGCGCUCUUCACAGGAACGCCACAGGAUCUCACCCAUCCACGGCUCCCACAACCAUGUACAUUCGACCACCAACCACGCCUCGUCGGCCAGCAACCAUACGCCCUCGGCCAGCAACCAUGCCUCUCCAGAUGCCAUCACUCACCAAGCUAAAAGCACGACCUCUCCCAAACUCUCACGCCGGGAGACUGAUCUCUCGCUCAACCACGUCAAGCUGCAGGAGACAUACAUCAACGUGGAGGCGCUAGAGGAGAGGAAAACAGAGAAGCAGCUCUCAGAGGCCUGGAAGCGCAAAAGAAGACGGUCUGUCGAGUCCAUAUUACCAGAGUACCUGAAAUCUGCUCCCAUAAUGCGCAUCAAUCACCCUUUGGAGCAGAGUGUGAUAUUGUCUUUCCUAAGGUCAGUGACGGGCGUGCUGCUCACCUGUUUGAUGAGCGUGCCACUGAGCCUGGCACUCAUACUCUCACUGCCCGUCGUCUUGUUCCUGAAGGCCCUUGUGGCCUUGGGCAGACUACCCAGGACCAGAAACUGCUUUGCUGCCUUCCAUAGUGACUAUGUAGCACCCCACGAUGCGCAGUUCCUACUACAGGAUGUCGACAACCACUCGGUCAUCCACAGUGUGCUCAUCAUCGAUGCCUCCAUGAACCUGAAGCGUAUCAAGCAGUUGCUGGCGACGCGCGUUGUCGAGGCCAAGAACGGCGCCGGUAGCCUCAUGUACCCGCGUCUUACCCAGAUGGUGUCUUUCAUGCCUGCUGGGCCCGCUUGGGUCCACGACCAUAACUUUAACCUGCAUAAUCAUGUGUUCUCAGGGCCUAACAUAGCAACAGAAGGAGCCCUUCAAAAGUACGUGAGUUCUCUCUUGUCACAGCCACUGCCAGGCACUCGGCCACUGUGGGAGAUCAUAGUGCUGCACGACUAUGGCCGCAGCAGAGACACUGUGCUGGUGUGUCGCCUUCACCAGUCUAUAUCUGACGGCAUGUCCUUGGUCAGGGUGCUGUGCCAGUCCCUCUCAGACAACCAGAUCAUGCACAUCCCACAGAAGCCUCACUUCGGUGGAACUACCUAUGGAAUGAACCUCUUGAAAGCCUUACUAGUGGGUCCCAUGAUGGCAUUAAAGUGGCUGUGGUGGUGGCGGCCAGAAGUGAACCCGCUGACGGUGCGUCGCGGGUCGUCUCUGCCUCCUCCUCGGGUGGCCAAGAGUAGUGGCUCCUGCUGUGGCUGCAGCAGAAAAAUGGCGGCCAGCAGCUCGAGUGAGAGCGGCGCGUACACAGUGUGGGGGGAGGAGGGAAGCGGCGGGCAGGUGGUGGUGUGGUCGGCGGGAGUGUCUGUGAGUCGCGUGGUGCGCAUCAAGCAGGUCACCCGCACGUGUCUAAACGAUGUGCUGUUGGCGGCACUGACAGGAGCCCUCAGACUCUCACUCCAGCGGCAGGGUGUCGUCCACCCACCAGACCUCAAGGUGAACGUAGCCGUGGACCUACGAAGCAACAAGAUGCCCUUCACUAUACCCCGCAUGGGCACCAAGGCGGCCCUGGUGCCCAUCUCCCUGCCCCUCAGCUGGGACGCCGCCGUACCCAGACUCUGGGAGGUCCGGGCAAGGGUUGAUAAGAUGAAGGCCUCGGCGGACCCUGUGGUGGCGUACGGCCUGGUGUGGUGGGCGACACGGGUGCUACCUAGCUCCUGGGCCCGCCGCCUCCUCCUGACUCUCCACCGGCGUAUCUCCCUUCAGUACUCAUCUCUUCCUGGACCCAACACCUCUCUCCUGCUGGGCGGGUACACGGUGAAGCACAUCUACAACGUAUCGCCGCCCAGGGAGCCGACCCCCGUCAGCGUGACGGUCUUCACCUACGCCGACCAGGUGCACGUGGCCGUAGCCGCCCGCAGGACCCUUCCCGCCGCCCGCGCCAUCACCACCUCCAUUCUCAGGGAGUUCGAGAACCAGUGCGAACAGAUGUCGGAGCUUCUGGCCAACCGACGCAUCCCUGGCGAGCAGCGACGGGGCCUCGUCUUCAGCCUCGGGGACCUCAAUAGUGGCCAGUCCAUCACUGACUUGCAGAUCAAGCUGGGCCAGGUACAGGCGGAGCUGCAGCUGGUGACCCAGCAGUACGAGGCCCAGCUGAAGGCCUCCCUUGCCAAGCGGCGCCACCUCCAUCACCAGGUGGCGGAGGGUGAUGCCAGCGACGUGGACGAGACCUCCAGUACCGUGGGGGCUGAGAACGCCCUCCUCACCAACAACUACGGCACCGGGGGACCAGGACGCGGCCUGCGGCCCUCCGGGAGCAAGCACGAGCUGGCCACGCGGGUCCAGAACCUCAAAGACGAGUUCACGGAUCUGCUGACGGAGAUCCGGAGGAGGAAGAGCGUUAGCGAUGGUGGUGGUGUUGUGGGUGUGGCCAUCCAGACCGAGUUCGAGGAGGAGGACGGCGAAGUGAGACGCCCUCGCAAGCGGGCCCUCUCCACCACCUCCACCUGGUCGUCGAGCUCGGGGCGCGAGGUGUCGUCCUCCUGUAUGGCCCGCCCCCUCACCACGCCCACCCAGCCUCCCGCCCCGCCCACGCCCACCAAGUCCCCCACCAAGCCUGUUAACCCGCCCAGGGCCUUCCUUGUCACUGACAUCACCUGAUGAUAACUUCCACAUGUUACGCAAGUGGAACAUGUUAACAUGAUCACCAUUACCGAGUUGUUUACCGAGUCAGUGAAGAAUUUGCAUAGUACCUGUUGAAGAGUUAACUUGAUAACUCGGAGAUCAACCCGUCCUCUUAAAAAUACCGUUACUUAUGGCUCGUAUGCGCGGCGCUAUGGCCAAAUUUGGACGUAAUUUGAAAUGAAAUCGACUCACAAAAGUGACGUU
Procambarus clarkii (red swamp crayfish) is the source of this 4266-nucleotide messenger RNA. RefSeq lists its product as uncharacterized. Gene Ontology annotation, molecular function: diacylglycerol O-acyltransferase activity. Gene Ontology annotation, biological process: triglyceride biosynthetic process. The record is from RefSeq and is a predicted model, not a curated record. Gene Ontology annotation, cellular component: plasma membrane. NCBI's taxonomy places the organism in Eukaryota, Metazoa, Arthropoda, Malacostraca, Decapoda, Cambaridae.